CCUAAAGAGGAUUAAGUGUCUGGCUUAAGGUCACACAGCAAGUACACUGGAAGCAGGGACUUAAACCUGUUUUCUGUCUUUUUACAGUGCUAUUACUUCAUCCUGGAAUUUCCUUUACCCAGCUUGUGUCUACUUUCCCUCCUCUGUCCCCUUCCCACCCAGAAAGUACACACAAACCUAUUAUGCAGCUGUGCCCUCGGGCUGGUGGGGGAGUGGAGGUGGACCAGCAACACAGCCUGCAGCAGGUGGAAGGUGGCGGUUCCUGCACAUACUCGGUACACAGCCCCAGAACCACUGAGCACUGGACAGUCAGAGAGGCCAAACAGGUGGGCACACAAGCCUGAGGGCAUCUGGAUCUGGGAGUGUGUAUGAGAGAAAUGGCAGGACAAAUCAUAAUGCAUGGAAAGGUACCUACUUGUCAUGGGGUAUGACCACUCAUUUGUUUCCUGUCCCCAACCCAAAUCUCUUCUUUGUCAGGGUUUUUCCUUUUAUCUCUUCCCACCUGACAACCUGACGGCCUCUCACUUACCCUGUGUGUCUUGCCCCACACCCUUUCCACUACUGUCCUUGACAGCAGGAGGCAGCAGAUUGCUGAGGCCCCCACAUGGAGGAAGAUGUAGAACAAGCGGCUGCAGGUGGAUGUGGUGAGAAAGGGCCACCUAGAGUGGCAGCAGCUGGCACAAGGAGCAGGCCCACAGCAGCACACCUGGGGGUAGAGCAGAUGCAAGGCGGCGAGGUGGACUUGCUGAGGAAAACCAUACGUUAAUGUAUGUGUGAAGUUAACCCAGGAGGUUGAAUUCCAAAAUUCCCCUGACCCCUUUCUUCCUUUGACUCAGGUUCUGUUUCAAGCUGGUUGCAGCCAUUUGGGAUUGCCUUCCACUGACAACUCAGUAGGGAUUUCAUUACAAGCAGGCUUGAGAUGGCUGACCUUUCUCUAAACCUAAACACCUGGGGCAGGGAACAUGGCUGGAGAGAGUUAAGAUUACCAGGGGCAAAGAACCAGAACGACGUAGGAGAAAAGAGUCCUGUCGUUUUUAUUGGCUUCUGCAAGUUUUCCUCCCCAGCUUCAGCCACUCUCCCCUUUGCACCGUCUCACCAGGGGCAAAGAACCAGAACGACAUAGGAGAAAAGAGUCCUGUCGUUUUUAUUGGCUUCUGCAAGUUUUCCUCCCCAGCUUCAGCCACUCUCCCCUUUGCACCCUCUCACCUGACAGAAGGGGCUUCUCACUAGGACACUGCUGCUUCCGCUGCGCUGCUGUGCCAGGCCCAGGGAGGUGCUGGGGCUGGGGCCGGCCUUGGCACCCACCAUCCUUGUCCCUGGGAUUAGGCUUAGGUCCACCAGACGGAAGGCAGAUGAGAGCAGCAGCUGCUUCUUUCCUCAGCCCAUUGGACUUCCACUGUGCUGGGGCUGAGCACUGGGUCGUGGGCAGAAUGGGGACAUCCGGAAGACAAUACUGACCUCCAGGAUGUGGUAAAUGCAAGUGCCCUGUGAAGGAGUUUCCUCCUCAGGGUCUCACCACUGGGACCACUCAGGCUGUUCUCUCCAGAUUAGGGGCUGUUUGUCUAUCUGGUCUCUUGUGGAUUAGCAUUCUUAAUUGGUUUAGGAUUAGACGUCACCCAUUCAGGUUGAACGGAGUUCCCUGAGGUGGGUGCGUGUCUAUGUGGUGAGGUGACUGUUCCUAGGUUAAGACGGGGGAAGGAUGUCGGUGGGGCGGGCCGGAGCGGUGACGGGUUAGGUAUGACAGAAGGCCUUGCAGAAGACAACACUGUGCAAGCCUUAAAGGAAGUCGAAGAAACAAUCGCCUUCCUCACUGAAGCUUCUAGAACUGGAGCAGAAAGGAGGUGUGGCCCACUACCUGCCCCGCCUCCUCCCCGGGCGGAAGUUGUGUCAGUUGCCGGAAGUCGCUGUGGGGUGGGGCUUAUGCAGCGGCGUGGUGAAAUAGAUAUGGCGACCGAGGGGGAUGUGGAGCUGGAGUUAGAGACCGAGACCAGUGGCCCAGAGCGACCUCCUGAGAAGCCACGGAAACAUGACAGCGGUGCGGCGGACUUGGAGCGGGUCACCGACUAUGCAGAGGAGAAGGAGAUCCAGAGUUCCAAUCUGGAGACGGCCAUGUCUGUGAUUGGAGACAGAAGGUCCCGGGAGCAGAAAGCCAAACAGGAGCGGGAGAAAGAACUGGCAAAAGUCACUAUCAAGAAGGAAGAUCUGGAACUGAUAAUGACUGAGAUGGAGAUAUCUCGAGCAGCAGCAGAACGCAGCUUGCGGGAACACAUGGGCAAUGUGGUAGAGGCGCUUAUUGCCCUAACCAACUGAUGCGUGCUUUCUUAGAUAUACCUACUGGAUUAAUUUAUGGCAAUAAAUUUUUUUUGGUCUUUUUUUGCAGUU
Molecule: messenger RNA, 2382 nt
Organism: Saimiri boliviensis boliviensis (Bolivian squirrel monkey)
Lineage: Eukaryota; Metazoa; Chordata; Mammalia; Primates; Cebidae
Gene: HYPK
Product: huntingtin interacting protein K
Biological process (GO): negative regulation of apoptotic process; protein stabilization
Source: RefSeq, a predicted model, not a curated record